AACCCGUCGUUUCCUAACUGGGAGAAUAAAGGAUAGGUUAUCCAAAACAAAACAGAAAUGAGAGGCCAAAUCUAAAGAUAGCAGAAAGAAGAAGCAACUGGUAAAGAAAACACAAAAAAUGUCUCUCCUUCUCUUCUCUAUUCCUCAAACCUCUCUCUCCCAGGUUUCAUUAACGUCAUGUUCAUCUUCGACGAUGGCCGUCACUGCUACUCCUGUGUACAGGUUGCACUUCAAAACCAUCAAUUUGUACCCCAAAUCUUCUACUGGAGUUUGCAUUCAUAAUCAUAAUCUCCGCAGUGAAAGGAGUGCUAUUAUAGUGAAUGCCUCUUCAGACAUUGAUGGAACAGCUCCAGCAGAGGUCCCCACAGAAAGCAAAGAGGAGGUUGUAGCAGUAGACAAACUACCAUUAGAGUCAAAGCUUCAGGAGAGAGCGGAACAGAAGAUGAAGAUGAAACUGGCGAAGAAGAUUAGGCUUCGUAGAAAGAGGCUUGUUCGCAAAAGGAGAUUAAGAAAGAAGGGUAGAUGGCCCCCAUCCAAGAUGAAGAAGUUAAAGAAUGUCUGACGUGUUGCCUCAUGUUUGCUUCGCUGGUUUAUUGCUGACCCUCAUCCUUCUGUUUUCUUGCCAAUGUCUUUUACUGCGUUUCUCCCUUUUUCCUUUUAGAUUUUUCCUAUUGGGUUUUGUUCCCUUUGUUACAAGUAGUAUUCUUUGAGUUGCUGUCUAAGAGUUCUACUCUAGAAAUUGGACUGUUACUUGACAGUUGUGUCUAAUAUUUUAUUAAUCGAACUCCUUAUCACGCAUUAAGCCAGAAAAAAGAGAAGAGAGGAGAGGAAGGGUGGUGGUGUGGCGGUGUGGCUUAAGAAGUAUGUUCUUUUUUCUUUUCUUUUUUUUCCUUUCCUUUUCCUAAGGAUUUGAUCCUCAAUAAAAUAUCUUUCAAGUUUGAGAAUAA
This is a messenger RNA of Ricinus communis (castor bean), 947 nucleotides long. RefSeq names its product 50S ribosomal protein 5 alpha, chloroplastic. Bases 119 to 562 code for a protein of 147 amino acids. Lineage: Eukaryota; Viridiplantae; Streptophyta; Magnoliopsida; Malpighiales; Euphorbiaceae. The transcript has 2 exons. The record is from RefSeq and is a predicted model, not a curated record.